Molecule: messenger RNA, 1684 nt
Organism: Diospyros lotus (date-plum)
Lineage: Eukaryota; Viridiplantae; Streptophyta; Magnoliopsida; Ericales; Ebenaceae
Product: (S)-N-methylcoclaurine 3'-hydroxylase isozyme 1-like
Exons: 2
Coding region: 32-1513 (493 amino acids)
Molecular function (GO): iron ion binding; oxidoreductase activity, acting on paired donors, with incorporation or reduction of molecular oxygen; monooxygenase activity
Source: RefSeq, a predicted model, not a curated record
UAUAUAAUUACUUUGUUCAUUAAUUGAAGCCAUGCCUGAAACAUAUCUUCUUCUUCUUCCUCUUCCAAUCCUCUUCUUCCCUCUCCUCCUGCUCUUUCUCAAGCGUUUCAAAGCUUCAUUUCUUUCAAACAAGCCUCAGCUUCCACCAGGCCCAAAGCCAUGGCCAAUUCUAGGCAACAUUCUCCAUAUGGGCAAAAACCCCCACGUAACUCUAGCCAGGUUUGCUCAAACCUAUGGCCCCCUCAUCUCACUAAGACUGGGAACUCAAGUUUUGAUUGUCGGCUCGUCACCCGUCGUUGCUGCCGAAAUUCUCAAGACCCACGAUCGCAUCAUGUCUGCUCGAUACGUUCCUCAAGCGGCGCCAUUUAAGAGUCCAGAACGCAACUACUUGUCGCUUGCCUUUGCUGCUGAAUGCAACGACGCAUGGAAGCAUCUCCGCACGAUAUGCCGAACCGAGCUUUUCUCGGCCAAGGCAUUGCAGUCCCAGGCAUGUUCGACAGAGAAGAAAGUGAUGGAAAUGGUGGAGUAUUUGAAUUCGAUGGAGGGCAUGGUGGUGAAGCUUGAUGAAGUGGUUUUUGCUACUGUUUUUAAUAUGUUAAGCAAUGUUUUGCUGUCCAGAGAUUUUAUGAGAUUGGCGGAAGGGUGCGUGGAUGAAGGGAUUAAAGGUGUAAUCAGAGAACUGAUGGAAGUGGCUUCUGCUCCAAAUUUAUCCGAUUUUUAUCCCAUUUUCGGGCCACUAGAUCUUCAGGGGUUGAAUAAGAAAUCGACGAAGUUGUUCAAGAAACUUCAGGCUAUUUGGGAGCCGAUCAUUCAAGAGAGAAGAGAAAGGAAACAAGGCCAACAAGAUUUCUUGGAUGCUUUAAUUGACGACGGAUUUUCCGAUGAUCAAAUCAACCAAUUACUUGACGAGUUAUUCGGUGCUGGCACAGACACUAGUACCUCAACAAUUGAGUGGGCAAUUACAGAACUAAUAAAAAAUCCAGACUCCAUGAAGAAAGUUCGUGAAGAACUUGCUAGAGAAUUGGGUAAAGAAUUGGCAAAAGAAUCAAAUCUGCCUAAGUUACCAUACCUUCAAGCUUGCGUGAAAGAGACUUUAAGGUUGCACCCUCCCGCACCAUUGUUGCUUCCACGCCGUGCACUUGAGACUUGCCAGGUGAUGAACUAUACCAUUCCUAAAGAUGCUCAAAUAAUUGUAAAUGCUUGGGCAAUUGGACGAGAUCCCAUCAGUUGGAAAGAUCCACUACAAUUUAAGCCAAAUAGGUUCCUCAACUCUACUAUGGAUUUUAGAGGAAACGAUUAUGAGUUCGUACCCUUUGGUGCAGGAAGAAGAAUUUGUCCCGGCCUGCCAAUGGCUGCCAAGGUUGUGCCUUUGGUUGUUUCUUCAUUAAUCCAUUCCUUUGAUUGGCAUCUUCCACUAGGAAAUAAUCCCUUUGAACUCGACAUGAAUGAGAAGUUUGGUCUAACAUUGCAGAAGGAACAACCUUUAUUGCUCAUUCCUACUACCAAAAAGUAAGCAAUGAGGGGUCAGCUUUUCCUUUACAUGUUGUGUUUUAAUUAUAUGUCUCUUUCUAGCUAUCCUUAGCACGUGUUUAGUUAUUGAAAAACAAAAGUAAAAUGUCGUUUAUGAUGUUCAUUUGGGUUGUAUUAAUUUGUAUAUAUAUGAAACUUAUUGGCUUGCUGUUUA